AGUGCAUGUCACUUUAACCAUUCGAUACAUGGUUAAGUAUGACCGUAAUAAAAAAAUACUUUAUCAUAAACUACCAACACAGUAUUAAGUGGUUUGGCUCGAAAGAAAACUUGUAAGAUUUCGGGUACUAGGAACAAAAGUUUCAAGAACAAUAGUUCCGCCUCACGUCAUGACCGGAAAUAUUUUGUUGAGGGACCCAGGAAAUGUGUCCACCAAAGUGUGGAGGUGGCUGAAACUUUUACUUGGCAUUACUACAUUUUAAAAACACCUUUACCUUGCUUUGUAAGGGCGUAGUUAUGGGGACACGACGCUACGUUUUCCGUGUCUUCUGUCAGCAGGCGAGCGUAGUGAAGAUAGUGAGCAGGAACAUAACUGCUGCUGCAAACCCUCAGACCAAUUUGGAUGUCCUAGAAGGGCAACCACACAAACGACAUCCAGGUGUCAGCCACCUCAAAACCCUGCGCCUGCCCGAGGAGGUCCUGACAGCCGCACGCUCAAUCAUUGACAGGGCUCAGGUGACUCAACUUCCCGACCGCACUCUCAAGCUGACAAACUUCCUGUGGAGCCGGAAGCGAGCUGUGGAGGACUCCACCCUGAGACAGAAAGCGCUCGGUCUUGAGAAUAAGCUGUGGAAAAAAGCAGCGGAGAAAGCAGGAAAUGUGGACAAGCACGUACUGGGGGAACGCAUCCAGAGGGAGGUUUUUUCUGAGCUCAGACGAACAGUUUAUCACUGGACUCCUUUGAAGUAUAAUGAGGAGCUAGGCGUGGUUUAUAUGGCGUCCCGCAUGGCUGGAGGAUACGCUGCUGUCAGGAGGGCUCUUAAUGAGAUUAAGAAGCGGGAUCCUACUUUUGCCCCUCAGUCUCUCCUGGAUUUUGGGUCUGGCUUGGGAACUGUGGCCUGGGCGUCCCACUCUUACUGGGCUGACACUUUGAAGGAGAUUGUGUGUGUAGACAGCUCAGGACCCAUGAACAUUUUGGCAGAGCGACUUCUUAAAGGUGAUGAUGAACACGCUCCCUCUCACAUUAAGCACGUCUACUUUAGGCAGUUCCUCCCCGUUUCCCCCAAGGUGCAGUUUGACCUGGUGACGUCCGCCUACACCUUGUCGGAGAUUCCCAACAUUAAGGAGCGAGAAGAGGCGGUGUUCACUCUGUGGAGAAAGACCUCCUCCUAUCUGUUGUUGGUGGAAAACGGUACCAAAGAAGGGCAUCAGAUCCUCAUGGAGGCCAGAGAUGCUUUAUUACAGAAGAAAGAAAAGACCCUCUACGACACCAGACCAGCAUCAGUGUUUGCACCGUGUUCCCAUGAAAAGACAUGUCCCAAACUAGCGCUCAUGCCUGCAGUACCCUGCAACUUCCACCAGAUGUACAUGCCGCUCUACGGGCACAACAGUCAGAUUGAGAAGUUCAGCUACCUGAUUCUGUCACGGGAGCCCCCUCCUGAGGCGAAGAGCAACGGGGCGGUGGAGUGGUCCAGGCUAAUUGCGUCCCCGCAGGCCAGGACAAGACAUGUGCAUUGCCGCCUGUGCUGCCCCGACGGUCAGCUGAAGCACGUAGUAGUGACCGCACAAAAACACAGCAGGUACGUGUACCGCUGCGCCCGCAACAGUGAGUGGGGCGACCAGCUUCCUCUUAUCCCGGAUGUAGAUGACAAUGACAUGAUCCAAAAUGACAGCGAGUGAUGACGCAGGACGCCUCACCACUAUUCACGUAGGAACCAAUAAAUGUCCAUUUUUCUAACUAG
Entelurus aequoreus (snake pipefish) is the source of this 1741-nucleotide messenger RNA. RefSeq names its product methyltransferase like 17 (gene mettl17). Gene Ontology annotation, cellular component: mitochondrial small ribosomal subunit. The coding region runs from base 297 to 1679 and encodes 460 amino acids. The transcript is spliced from 14 exons. The record is from RefSeq and is a predicted model, not a curated record. Lineage: Eukaryota; Metazoa; Chordata; Actinopteri; Syngnathiformes; Syngnathidae. Gene Ontology annotation, biological process: translation. Gene Ontology annotation, molecular function: structural constituent of ribosome; methyltransferase activity.